AUGCCGCCGGAUGGGUCAAAAAUAUAUGGCUAUCCAGAAGAUAUAGAUCAGGUCACUAGAAAAUUGAAAGUCGGUGUUGUUUCGGCUACGCACUUGGCCAAGAGGGGCGUUCUAUUUGGCUCUAAUGAUCCUUAUAUAAAAGUCACACUACGAGAGACCUCGGGGGCCAUCGAUAGCAUUUCUACGAAGGUGAAGAAGAAGACGCUAAAUCCCCACUUCGAUGAAGAAUUCGUAUUUCGAGUAAAGCCAGGCCACUGCACAGUCUUUUUCGAAGUAUACAACUCAAACAAGCUAAAGGAUGAUGAUUUCUUGGGUCAAACAGAGAUCCCAGUUCUUCAAAGUAUACCAGUUGAAAAACCUGACGUACGAAGCGUGGGAGAAAAAGACUGUAUUUUGCGACCAAGAGCCACGAAAAAUCGAGUCAGAGGACACAUAAAAAUCCGGCUGCGAUACGAAAUUGAUGAAGCUUGGGAUGCACAGGCAGAAAAUAACGAAGAUGAAGCAGAAGAAGAGACACCAGCGGUUUCCGAAGCGACGACUCCAUCUUCGAACGGCUCCGGUGAUUCCAACUGGGAAGUCGUUGACAACCCUCUCCCUCCCGGAUGGGAAGAAAAGACAGAUAACCUCAGAAGAACGUAUUAUGUUGAUCAUAAUACGAGAACGACGACUUGGAGAAGACCUACUGGUGGAGUAACAAUUCAGGCUCAAGAAAGUUCCGAACAAUCAGAAGCGUCGGAACCGUCCAGUGAUGCUAUUGCGAGAUCAAUAAGCCACACAGAAGAUAGUCAGUUUAUGAACAGACGUCUCGUUUCCGAUUUCCAGGAAAACCAAGCAGUGAGAGAAACUGAAGAUCUCAGCAGUCAGGCGGAGAAUUUGAGGGUUUCCGAGGAUUCGUCGUCAAAUCUUGCGCCAGGUUGGGAAGAAAGGAUAGACCCAAGAACUGGUCGAACAUACUAUGUUGAUCAUAACUCUCAAACAACAACUUGGGAAAAGCCUACCGCUGUUUCGACAGAAACCUUCACAACACCUCAAGGAGGGGAGUUUAUGCCUGAGAACUGGGAGAUGAGGAUAGCACCGAACGGCAGGCCGUUUUUCAUCGACCAUGUGAGUAAAAUCACGACUUGGGAUGAUCCAAGGAGGCGUGGGCCUGCGCCAAGCCGGAAAGAUUAUAGUAAUCCAGAAGAGCUCGGUCCGCUUCCCGAAGCGAAAUAUUUUCAGAACACUCGUCAAACGACUUGGGAAGAUCCUCGAAUCAAAAACCUCAUAGGACAAACACCAGCUGUGCCAUAUUCAAGAGAUUAUAAGAAGAAAUACGAAUACUUCAGGUCAAAAAUUCGAAAGCUCGCUAUCACUCAACCCGGGCAGAGAUUUGAUAUCAAGGUUAAACGAACCGAUAUCCUUGAAAACUCGUAUCUACGCAUCUCUGCUCUGAACUCGAGAGAAAUCAACCAAGUUCGAGCUAGACUGUGGAUUGAGUUCGUUGGCGAAAAAGGUCUUGACUAUGGUGGAGUCUCCAGAGAAUGGUUCUACCUUCUGUCAAAAGAGAUGUUCAACCCUUACUACGGUCUUUUCCAGUAUUCGGCGGCCGACAACUACACACUUCAAAUCAAUCCUAAUUCGAAAAUGUGUAAUCCCGACCAUCUUUCAUACUUCAAGUUCAUCGGAAGAGUUGCAGGCAUGGCUGUUUUCCAUGGAAAACUCCUGGAUGCCUUUUUCAUUCGACCAUUUUACAAAAUGAUGCUCAAGCAGGCUAUCACUAUGGAGGACAUGCAAUCUGUCGACUCUGAGUACCACAAUUCGCUCACCUGGAUCAUGGAAAACGAUCCAGAACCUCUUGAUCAGACCUUCACUUACGACGACGAGCAGUUUGGCGAGAUCGUCCCUAUCAACCUCAAGGAAGACGGCGAAAACAUCAUCGUUACGGAAGAAAACAAGAAAGAAUACAUUGACUUGUUGAUCAAAUUCAAAUUUGUCGACCGAGUCAAGCCUCAAAUGGACGCUUUCUUAGCUGGUUUCCAUGAUGUCAUUCCAGAAGGCGAGAUUUCAAUCUUUGAUCCGGCCGAACUUGAACUUCUCAUGUGCGGUUUAGGUGACCCAGAUGUUGCUGACUGGAAGAAAAAUACCAACUACAAGUCUGGCUACGGCCCUACACAUCAGGUUAUCCUGUGGUUCUGGCAAGCUGUCGCUCUUAUGUCUCCAGAAUCUCGUGUUCGUCUCUUACAAUUCGUCACCGGUACUUCCCGAGUUCCUAUGAACGGUUUUGCCGAACUCUGGGGCUCAAGUGGGCCACAAUGUUUCACUAUAGAAAACUGGGGUGAUCCUUCCAAACUUCCCAGAGCACAUACAUGUUUCAACAGACUGGACCUGCCGCCGUACACAAGCUUUGAAGACCUACGCGACAAAAUACACAUGGCGAUCGAAGCCUGUUCAAUUUUCGACGGAGUCGACUGA
Oikopleura dioica is the source of this 2451-nucleotide messenger RNA. The record is from the annotation of a GenBank genome assembly. NCBI's taxonomy places the organism in Eukaryota, Metazoa, Chordata, Appendicularia, Copelata, Oikopleuridae.